GGAAGUCUCCUCACAGUCAAUGUGUUGUCAUGGCGGCGCCUGGAGCUUCGCAUCUGUCCGCGGCAUGUCCAUUCUUCCCUGGUUACCGACCCUUCGACCCCGUGUCUGUGGGAUUGGAAGCUAGCUUCCGCCUCACCUCCUUUUCGGACCUGAAGGGAUGAGGCUGCAAAGUCCCGCGGGAGACACUGCUCAGGCUCCUGACGGGACUUACGGAGGAGGAGGCGGCGGUGUCCGGGGGUGCCAUUCGGGACCCGGAUGUGCCUUGUGCAGGACAGGACGGGGGACAGAACCGGCUAGGUAUUGGGUUGGACUCCUGCGUGAUCCCACUCCGGCACAGAGGACUUUCCCUGGUUCAGACCACUGAUUUUUUUUAUCCAUCUGUUGAGGAUCCUUACAUGCAGGGCCGCAUAGCCUGUGCCAACGUGCUGAGUGACUUGUAUGCCAUGGGAAUCACCGAGUGUGACAACAUGCUUAUGCUGCUGAGUGUCAGCCAAAAGAUGACCGAAGAGGAGCGUGAGAAAGUGACCCCGUUGAUGAUAAAGGGGUUUCGUGAUGCAGCAGAAGAGGGCGGCACAUCUGUGACAGGGGGACAAACCGUGGUCAACCCGUGGAUUAUCAUUGGAGGGGUGGCUACUGUUGUUUGCCAAGCAAAUGAAUUCAUCAUGCCUCAGAAUGCCGUCGCAGGAGAUGUACUCGUUCUCACCAAGCCCUUAGGGACACAAGUCGCUGUCAAUGCACACCAGUGGUUGGACAAUCCAGAGCGAUGGAAUAAGAUACGUUUGGUUGUGAGCAGAGAGGAUGUGGAGUUGGCAUAUCAGGAAGCCAUGUUCAAUAUGGCUACGCUAAACCGCACAGCUGCAGCUCUGAUGCACACCUUUAAUGCUCACGCUGCCACAGACGUAACAGGCUUUGGGAUUUUGGGUCACGCUCAGAACCUGGCCCAAGAACAACACAACGAGGUCAGCUUUGUGAUCCACAACUUGCCUAUCAUUGCCAAGAUGGCCGCUAUCACUAAGGCAUGUGGGAACCGUUUUGGACUACUGCAAGGGACAUCGCCAGAAACAUCAGGUGGUCUAUUGAUCUGCCUCCCGCGGGAACAGGCAGCUCGCUUCUGUGCUGAAAUCAAGUCCCCCAAGCACGGAGAGGGCCACCAAGCAUGGAUUAUCGGCAUAGUGGAGAAGGGCAACCGGUCAGCCCGCAUCAUUGAAAAGCCACGGAUAAUCGAGGUUACGCCAAGGGGAGCUGCUUCUAGCGAUAACAGCAGCAUGACCAGCUUAGAUGGACCAUGUUAGAAAAGACAGACCAGUGCCUGAAACAUGACUUGAAGACUUACAUAUGGGGCAGCCGGUGCUGUGGGGCCCCAGAAGUAGAUUAUUUUAUUUCAAAUUGGGUUGGAAAUUUGAAUCAAAUGGCUCUAUUGCCUAAUCAUUGUUUUACUGACAUGAUGGGGAUUGAAGACUUUUUUUUUUUUUUCUUAAUAGAAAGUCCGUGGGGCAAUGGACCUUUCUUUAUCACCUCCACCCUUGGGCCAGAACUGAGCAGCUGGAUCCUUGGAAUUCUGGAGGUAUAGGGUAGUAAGAGGGCAAUUUGUAUUCGCUCCUCCUUCUGUCUAUGAUGCUGCUUCCUGUUAAACCCUACAGGGCUGGAAGUGGUGGAAACAAAGUGAGAAAGGGGGAUGUCUGAAUGUGGCCACUGUACAACCUGGCGUUAAGACUUUCCUAAAGCAUUCAAUAAACCUCAUGUUUGUUAGAAAACAA
Xenopus tropicalis (tropical clawed frog) is the source of this 1757-nucleotide messenger RNA. It is a transcript of the gene sephs3, whose product is annotated as selenophosphate synthetase 3. Gene Ontology annotation, cellular component: cytoplasm; cytosol. Gene Ontology annotation, molecular function: ATP binding; selenide, water dikinase activity. The record is from RefSeq and is marked reviewed. Lineage: Eukaryota; Metazoa; Chordata; Amphibia; Anura; Pipidae. Gene Ontology annotation, biological process: L-selenocysteine biosynthetic process.